Messenger RNA from Choloepus didactylus (southern two-toed sloth), 2557 nucleotides. Its product is annotated as protocadherin gamma-B2-like. Gene Ontology annotation, molecular function: calcium ion binding. The coding region runs from base 12 to 2507 and encodes 831 amino acids. Gene Ontology annotation, cellular component: plasma membrane. The record is from RefSeq and is a predicted model, not a curated record. Lineage: Eukaryota; Metazoa; Chordata; Mammalia; Pilosa; Megalonychidae. Gene Ontology annotation, biological process: homophilic cell-cell adhesion. The transcript has a single exon.
UCGCUAAAAGGAUGGGAAAUAGGGCGAGGCAGAAGAGCAGGACUGGGCGGCGGCAAGUGCUCUUUCCCUUCCUGCUGUCUUUGUUCUGCCGGGCGCUCUCGGAGCAGAUCCGCUACGCGAUUCCGGAAGAAAUGGCCAGGGGCUCAGUGGUGGGGGACCUCGCUGAGGACUUGGGGCUGCCCCUACAGGAUCUGUUGACCCGCAACCUCAGAAUCAGUGCAGAGAAACAAUAUUUUACAGUGAACACGGAGAAUGGGAACGUACUAGUGAAUGACAGAAUCGAUCGGGAGUCGCUCUGCCUUCAAAAACCUCUCUAUGUCCUGCCCUUAGAAAUUGUAGCAGAAAAUCCCCUCAAUGUUUUUCACAUAAACGUGAUGAUAAAGGAUAUAAAUGACAAUCCGCCUCAUUUCCCCCAAAAUAGCAUUGUUUUACACAUCAAUGAAUUUGCAAUUCAAGGUGCUCGGUUUGGCCUGGAAUCCGCUAUAGACGCAGAUGUUGGGUCCAACUCGCUUCAGAGUUACCAACUCAGCUCUAAUGAGCAUUUCUCCCUAAUGGCCAAUACUGAAGUCAAGAACGCACCAGAAUUAGUGUUGAGGAAGCCCUUGGACCGGGAAAAACAGAGCUCCCAUCUCCUGGUCCUGACUGCGAUGGAUGGGGGUGACCCCAUGCGAACCGGCAUUGCCCAAAUCCGGAUCCAGGUCACCGAUGCCAACGAUAAUCCCCCAGUGUUCAGCCAGGAUGAAUAUAGAGCCAGUCUGCGCGAGAAUGUGCCCUCAGGCACCUCUGUGCUAAAGGUGACAGCCACCGACCAGGACGAGGGCGCCAAUGCAGAGAUCACCUACUCCUUUAAAAUGCUGCGAGAUGAUAUUGGAAAUAUGUUUAUGCUAGAUCAUGAAAGUGGAGAAAUUAAAUCCAGAGACCCUAUAGACUUUGAAAUCAGUAGUAGUUAUACCAUGACCAUAGAAGCCAAGGACGGUGGAGGCAUGGCCGCGGAAUGUAAAAUUGUACUAGAAAUUCUAGACGAAAACGACAAUGCCCCAGACGUGGUUUUCACUUCAGUGGCCAGUUCCAUUACUGAGGACACAGAGCCGGGGACGGUAAUUGCUCUGUUCAAAACUCAUGAUAAAGAUUCUGGGGAACACGGAGAGAUCACAUGCCUUAUAAAAGAAAACGUUCCUUUUAGAAUCGAAUAUUCCUCCAGUAAUUACUACAAGCUUUUAACAGAUGAAGCCCUGGACCGGGAGCAGACCCCGGCAUAUAAUAUCACCAUCGUGGCCACCGACAAAGGCAAGCCGCCCCUCUCCUCCAGCGCAACAGUAACCCUACACAUCGGCGACGUCAACGACAACGCACCUGUUUUCCACCAGGCCUUGUACACGGUCCACGUGGCAGAAAACGACCCUCCCGGCGCCUCGAUUGCGCAAGUUAGUGCCUCUGAUUCCGACGUGGGAUCCAACGGCCGCGUCUCCUACUCCAUCGUGGCCAGCGACCUGGGGCCGCAGGCGCUGUCGUCCUACGUGUCUGUGAGCGCGCACAGCGGGGUGGUGUUCGCGCAGCGCGCCUUCGACCACGAGCAGCUGCGCGCCUUCGAGCUCACGCUGCAGGCCCGCGACCAGGGCUCGCCCGCACUCAGCGCCAACGUCAGCCUGCGCGUGUUGGUGGGCGACCUCAACGACAACGCGCCGAGGGUGCUGUACCCGGCGCUGGGGCCCGACGGCUCGGCGCUCUUCGACACGGUGCCGCGCGCCGCGCAGCCCGGCUACCUGGUCACCAAGGUGGUGGCGGUGGAUGCUGACUCCGGACACAACGCCUGGCUGUCCUACCACGUGCUGCAGGCCAGCGAGCCCGGGCUUUUCAGCCUGGGGCUGCGCACCGGCGAGGUGCGCACGGCUCGCACCUUGGGCGACAGGGACGCGGCCCGCCAGCGCCUGCUGGUCGCUGUGCGCGAUGGCGGACAGCCGCCCCUCUCGGCCACCGCCACGCUUUUCCUAGUCUUCGCCGACAGCCUGCAGGAGGUGUUACCUGAACUUAGCGACCGCCCUGCACCCUCUAAUCCCCAGGCCGAGCUGCAGUUUUACCUGGUGAUAGCCUUGGCUUUGAUCUCUGUGCUUUUCCUCGUCGCUGUGACUCUGGUCAUCGCCCUGCGCCUGCGCCGUUCCUCCAGCCCUGGCGCCUGGGGCUGCUUUCAGCCUGUUCUCCACUCCAAGGCUGGACCCGGGGUUUCUCCCAGCUACAACAAGGGAGCCUUGCCUUAUUCCUAUGAUCUCUACGUUGCCUCUGAUUCCCGAAAAACAAUGUUUGAUUUUCUCACCAUGACGCCAGAAAUAGUUCCCCCACAAGAUUUUUCUAAUGAAGCUUCUUUGGUAGUAAGUGUCACUGAGGAGACUAACAAGAUGAGCUCUGACUCUGUCACUUCUACUCAAGUGAGUUUCAAUGAAUGUCUUUCAUCUGCAAAUGGCUUUGGUUUAGUUUUCAAACCAGUAUCUGGUAAGAAAAAUCUGAAGUAGAUUAUGUCUCGUUUCCUUUCAUCUUCCCACUCUCCCUGUUUUUACUCGUU